This is a messenger RNA of Lutzomyia longipalpis, 2754 nucleotides long. It is a transcript of the gene Jra, whose product is annotated as transcription factor Jra. The record is from RefSeq and is a predicted model, not a curated record. Gene Ontology annotation, biological process: regulation of cell cycle; regulation of cell population proliferation; regulation of transcription by RNA polymerase II. Bases 1184 to 2017 code for a protein of 277 amino acids. Lineage: Eukaryota; Metazoa; Arthropoda; Insecta; Diptera; Psychodidae. Gene Ontology annotation, cellular component: transcription regulator complex. The transcript is spliced from 4 exons. Gene Ontology annotation, molecular function: transcription factor binding; RNA polymerase II cis-regulatory region sequence-specific DNA binding; DNA-binding transcription factor activity, RNA polymerase II-specific.
GACAAAAGUAAUGGAAGAGAAGCAAUGUAAACUUUGCAAAUUGUAUGCACCCUUCAUUUUUUUUCUAUAAAGAAUUCGCGAUAGUAUUAAUGUGAAAUGGGGUAGUUUUAUGAAUUCACCAAUUUUCUAUUCGGAAUUUACUUAGAAUUUUUCUUUUUGAUAAAUUGUGGGGUUUUUAGAAUGAUAAAUUGUUUUUAAAUUUUUAUUAAAAAGUUUAAUUUUAUUUUAGUUCUAAGUGAGACUACAGAUUUAAAUAGAGCUCAUCUAAAUGAAAUGGAGUGCUUCACGAAGAAACCUACACCAAUGGGAAAUUUCGUUUAACUCCAUGACGCCAUUUCCCACCAAUGAACAUUGAGAAAUAUGACGCCAUGAAGUAUUUUUAAACUACAGUAAGUCCCUUAGGUGACGUUAUCAUUUUUAUUUUAUAUAAAUUUUUUUUAUCAAUCUUUCUUUAAAAAAUCAUUAUCUUUGCAAAUAAUUAAGAUAAAAAAUCAAUUAAAAAUAUCUGAAAAAUAUAAGUAAUUCGAGUCCAUACUGUACAUGAGUCAUGACUUAAGAGACUCGAACAAGUAAUUUUCGUUCAUUUGUGUGAAAACCUUCGUGCAGUAAAGAGCUCAGGAACUACAUUCUAUUCAUCGUGUUAUAUUGAAAGAAGAAAUUCAGUGUUGUGCAGUAUUUUUAUAAAUUUAAUUUUUUUUAUUUAGCCAAAAGACAAAAAUUCUACAUAGUUAGCAAUUUUAUGUACAUUUUGAUGUGUAAAUUUUGUUAAAUUUUUAUCACCCAGAGACUCUCAAGUGUGGAUGUGUGUGUGAAAGACACGCCAAAUACGCAAAACAAGUAACCAAGGAUUUUUGCUAUAUACAUACAUAUUCCAUACUACAUAUAAAGUAGUAAUGAAGUGACCUUGCAAGCUUACAAAAAAAAUUAUGAUGGAUUUAAUUAGGAAAAAAAAGUGUUUUGAAGGCAAUAAGUUGAGAUAAAAGUGGAAGAAAUAGAGGAAUUUUUGCAAUUACGUGAUAUUGUGAGAUUGUCAGUGUGACGUUUUAAAGCACACGCCUCUCCCUUGUGCUAUUUAAGACACUACAAAAUAUAUAUACAAUACAUAAAUAUAUAUAAAAGCUUCUCGAACGCAAAAGAAAAAAUCUCUGUGAAACAAAGUGAUUUGCCCGUAACACCUGUAAUUAUGAAAAUGCGAGACAAUCCCAACAACAUGGAGUCAUUUUAUGAGGAAAAUGCCCAAUUUACCACGACUCCAGUCACAACAGCCGGGGGUACUCUCAAGCGACCUUUUACAUUGGAUUUAAAUGGGAGUAAGGAUCAACCAAAGAGGCAACGCUUCAAUCAAUCCGUAAACACAACGUCUGUGAUCAGCAGUCCAGAUCUGCAAAUGCUCAAGUUGGCCUCACCAGAACUGGAGAAAAUCAUCAUGAGCAAUAAUUCACUUCAAACACCCACACCCAGUUUGGUAUUCCCGCAAAAGGUCACCUUAGAACAGGCCAUGUAUGCCAAAGGAUUCGAGGAAGCGCUUAUUUCACUUCAUAAUAGUGAAAAAACACAAAAUAUUGUUGCUACCAAUGCACCCGUCAUGACAACAACAACCAACAACAACAACAACAUCAGUAGCAGUAACAACAACACGAUGAAUUCCUCAUCCCUGUCCAUGAGCGGUGGAACUGUCGUUACCUAUACCAAUAUGGAUGAUCCUGUACUUGUACCCAUCAAAGAUGAACCUCAAACUGUUCCAAAUUCACCCACCCUUAGUCCCAUAGAUAUGGAAAAUCAGGAAAAGAUCAAAUUGGAGCGGAAACGGCAACGAAAUCGCGUUGCGGCAUCCAAAUGUCGCAAACGGAAGCUAGAGAGAAUAUCCAAGUUGGAAGAUAAAGUAAAAUGUCUCAAGGGGGAGAAUUCCGAAUUAACGGGGGUUGUCUAUAAUCUCAAAGAGCAUGUAAUGCAACUUAAACAGCAAGUAAUGGAGCAUAUGAAUGCCGGAUGCCAGAUUCAAAUUCAGCAAUUUUAAGAGAUCACACUCCCCAAUGGCGUUGAGUUGAUUUUUCUUCAUGCACACGGUGUCUAUAAGUGAUCACUUUGUCCUUUUUACAUGUUCUAUUAAUUUUAAGUGAAACACUAAGAUUAAGAUAACAUGAGAUAAAGUUAUUAAUUGCUUUAAUUAUAUUGUAAAAUUCUUUUCUUUUAUAAAUGACAAAAUGCUUACGAGAAUAUUUUCUUUUCACAUUAAGUGAUUUUUACCAUUAAUUUGAGUUAUUUAUUUCUACCCGUAAAAUUAUUAUACCAUUAAGUGGCAUUCCUGAUAAUCAGGAAAAAAUAUUUAUGUGCAUUAAGUCUUCUUUUCAAUUUAUCUAUAAAUUCUUUACUAAAUGUUAAUUAUUUCCUCAUUUUGUAUUUUGUCAAUAGAAAUUGUGUUUCUAGUCGAGCUAGAAUUUGAAUAAUAAUAAAAAAGAAUCGAAUAUAGAAGAAGGAAUUGAGAAGAAAAACUCCAGAGAAAAUUUUAAAUAUUUUUAGUGUGAAAGCGAAAUGAUGAUGCCAUUCUUAUAUUAAUAAAUAAUUGUUGCUAAAGUAAGUGCUUCUUGUAAGUUUUGGAUGCAUAAGUUCUUUUUUAUAUUUAGUAUAUGUAUAUUGAGAGCUAAAAAAAAUUAUCGAGAUUGUGAAAAGAAAGAAAAAGAUAUAUUUAUACAGAUUAUAUACAAUUUGAGGAUGGUAAAAUAUAAGAAAAUAAAUAUAUUGAGAAAUUGGAAA